GGCCACAGCUGAUUUUGACAUUUCAUAUAAGCAGUUGGCGGUAUAGUCGAUAUUUCAGAAUUGUUUCAAUAUAAAAUUAUUUAAAAAUUCUAUAUAAAACAUGGCACCCGCUUUUGAAUCACGAACUUUUGUUAAUGGCGCAAUGUUGCGCAAAUUCAAUGGCCAGAAUGUAAGCAUAUUUCUGCGUAUCGAGGAAGAAGCAGGUACAGAUCUUAUAGCGUUAUCUACAGACAAACAGAAGAUUCGCGUAAAGCUGCAAGAUACCACCGGAGGACGUACCGGCAGCUGGGUAGAGAUUAUCGGCAAGCCAAUGGGUAGUGAUGCCAUCGAGGCCAAAGAGGCUAUUUUAUUUGCUGAGGAUGAACCGGAACUUGAUGAAGAUGCUUACAAUAUGAUGGUUGAAUUCCUGAAUAAUUGUAAGGAGAUCUAUAGAAGCGGUUAAAGUUUUUCAUCUCUAAUUAAAAUUAUAAAAUAAUAGUUUAAGGGGAAAAUUUUUAAUACAAUAAUCGUAAAUUCUUUAUUUGCAAAAUUGGAUUUAUAAAAAAAUAAAAGUGUUGCAGUAUUCAUGCUCUCGAGCAA
This is a messenger RNA of Ceratitis capitata (Mediterranean fruit fly), 579 nucleotides long. RefSeq lists its product as hypothetical. Gene Ontology annotation, cellular component: DNA replication factor A complex; site of double-strand break; nucleus. The record is from RefSeq and is a predicted model, not a curated record. Gene Ontology annotation, biological process: base-excision repair; double-strand break repair via homologous recombination; DNA replication. Bases 101 to 442 code for a protein of 113 amino acids. The transcript has 2 exons. Lineage: Eukaryota; Metazoa; Arthropoda; Insecta; Diptera; Tephritidae. Gene Ontology annotation, molecular function: damaged DNA binding; single-stranded DNA binding.